AAUUCAAACUGACACCAGGUUGGAGAGACAGGAAAAGGGGAAGAGGGAGCAAAAACCAACGUGUUCGGUGACAGACCCCGGCGCCGACUGAGCCCCAAAAGCGACUUCAGCUCUGCCCCACCAACACCACCUCGCGCCCGGGAACGGCUGCUCCGGGAAGAGACCUGAGAGGACUGCGGGGGCACGGGGGACAGCUGAGGGGAGGGAGGACACGAGAGAAACGGCGCGAGGGCGAGCACGCUGAGGGCUGGGGACUGCCAGGAGAGGGGCCCGCGGACCCGCAGAGCGGAGCAAGGUCCGGGAGAGAGCGGGGCGGGACGGAGGAGAACGCAGGACCUCCCGGAGGAAAGAGCGAAGGGAGUUCCUGAAUCCUGGGAAGAGGAGGCGUGGUAGGGACGCUAAGCCCGAGAUCCCUGAGCUGGGAACGGGAGCGCUCUGGGGGAGGGGCUUAACGCUGGGAAAGGGACGUCUUAAAAGAGGAGAAGCUUUAAAUAAAAGACGAUCGGAGGAGGCGGAGGGAAUUGCUGUGAAGGGGCGGGAGCUGAGGGGUAGAGGACUCCUUCAGACAGGAGAAAGGGAAAGCUGUUGAGAAGUUCGUUUCAAACCCCACCCGCCUCCUCUCCAAUUCAAACUCCACUCCCUUCUCCGAAAGUUAAAAGGAAAGCCAGUUUGCCGCGCUCCCCUGUUUCUACUCAAUAAAUUUUGCUUCUGCUCCUCCACCAGGAAAACAGAAAAGAACUCGUUUCCUUCCCAGUUUUAGGGCUUAGAGAAGCUCGAAGUCUCGCAACUUGGUUUUUAGCCUAGGGAAAUCAAAGUAGUAGGAGCAAUUGCUCUUGUUUCCUUUUUCAACAUCCUACACCUCAUCCUUCCUGCGACGCCAUGACUACCAACAUUUGUAGUUUCAAGGACCGGUGCGUGUCCAUCCUGUGUUGCAAAUUCUGUAAACAAGUGCUCAGCUCUAGGGGAAUGAAGGCUGUUUUGCUGGCUGAUACUGAAAUAGACCUUUUCUCUACAGACAUCCCUCCUACCAACGCAGUGGACUUCACUGGACGAUGCUAUUUCACCAAAAUCUGCAAAUGUAAACUGAAGGACAUCGCAUGUUUAAAAUGUGGGAACAUUGUAGGUUAUCAUGUGAUUGUUCCAUGUAGUUCCUGCCUUCUUUCCUGCAACAACGGACACUUCUGGAUGUUUCACAGCCAGGCAGUUUAUGAUACUGACAGACUAGACUCCACAGGUGUAAAUGUCCUCCUUUGGGGCAACUUGCCAGAGAUAGAAGAGAGUACAGAUGAAGAUGUGUUAAAUAUCUCAGCAGAGGAGUGUAUUAGAUGAAUGGAAUUAUGAUAUUAUAAUAUACAAACUUUUUUCUAUUUAAAAAUGUAUUAAUGGAUCAACUUUAAAAUUGUUAGUUUCCCAGUGAUCUUUUUUAGAAAACAAAAAUGAGGCAUUUGUUGAUGUAUUUAUUUGAUGUCUCUAAUUAAUUACCUCAGUUUGAAGCCAGUGGCAUUGUGCUUUUCUUCUAUUUCUACUUCCUCUCCCCUACAUUCUUCUGCCCUGUGUAUGUGUAUUCUUCAAUUCAGACAGGAGAAGAUUCUUUCACGUAUCACUCAGUUACCUCCCAAUCUGGGGGAGUUUUUCUUACAACUUGAUACCAGAUACCAUUAAUUUUACAUACCUGAAUAAAGGCCUAGUAUUCAGCCAUGCAUAUAUCAAGCUCAACCGAAUUUUAAUAGAGGAUUAGGAAAACAAGCUGUUAGGUUUCCAUGGGCACUCGUUCUCAUAGGUUCUGUUGGUGAUAACUGCUUUAAUAUGGAGCAAGAGUUUGUGAAUCAGCAAACAGAAUAAAUUAAAAUUAAAAUAUAUGGAGGAAUCCUCUUGAUUGCUCAGCAUGAUGUUAGAUAAAUGAGUUUGUCAGAAAAUACCAAUAUAUAUUGUUUACCAAUGUUAUUUAUUUACAUUCUUCUAAAGCCAUUAUGGAUAUUGUAUUAUGAGAGCUAAACCUAAAUAAGUUAUCCUGUUCCCUAGGGCUUUCUCUGUAAAUAGCAAAUUUUAGAAGAGUAGUCUGUCCUAAUUCGUAAAUAGAAAAAAACUGAAGAAGCGAUUUGCUUAAGCCAUUGUACAUUAUAAAGAGUUGGUUUGCUUUGCUUUGCUUUGUUUUGUUUUUUUUUAAAGCUGCACUCAGAGCCACACAGGAAUAGGAAAACGGGAUAGUGUUGGAUUCUGGUUUUAUGUAAAGCUAAAAUAAAUGUAUCUCUUUAAUAUCUCAGUUGUAGGGAUUUUGUCAAUACCAAAGCAGACUGACUUGUGCUUUUGUAAAUAAGAUUUGUUCUAAAAAUGACCAUUCUUCCUUUAAUUUUUUAUUAUACCCACUUACAUGUGAAAAUAUAGAGAAAUAGUACUUAAAGUACAGAA
Sapajus apella (tufted capuchin) is the source of this 2409-nucleotide messenger RNA. RefSeq names its product family with sequence similarity 72 member A (gene RUMY1). Bases 880 to 1329 code for a protein of 149 amino acids. Gene Ontology annotation, cellular component: cytosol. The record is from RefSeq and is a predicted model, not a curated record. NCBI's taxonomy places the organism in Eukaryota, Metazoa, Chordata, Mammalia, Primates, Cebidae. The transcript is spliced from 4 exons.